Molecule: messenger RNA, 1370 nt
Organism: Neodiprion virginianus
Lineage: Eukaryota; Metazoa; Arthropoda; Insecta; Hymenoptera; Diprionidae
Product: pancreatic lipase-related protein 3-like
Exons: 4
Coding region: 92-1087 (331 amino acids)
Biological process (GO): lipid metabolic process
Molecular function (GO): lipase activity
Source: RefSeq, a predicted model, not a curated record
GUCAGUCGAUUCAGAAUCUGCCGAGACCUUGAUUCUAAAAAAGAUUUCAACAUCGUGAAAGAGGAAAAUCUUCUGCUAACUAGGAUAAAAAAUGAAGGCUGGCAAUGCCGUCCUUCUCCUGGCUGCUUUUGUGUUCAACGUCAUUCCUGACACGGAACAAGCCAAUUGGACUUACGUUUACUAUCCAAACGGAACGAUUGAGGAUGUGGACCUAACAACAGAACCGGUAGACUUGAACCACACUGAGACUGAGCUGGACGCCGAUGUCUUGUUCUAUCUUUACACCUAUGACAAUCAGUCGACGCCGGUAGAAUUACACGUGAACAACAGCGAGACUCUUUCAUCGAGUAAUUUCAACGCUAGCAAUCCAACAAUUGUUGUUAUCCACGGAUGGCAAAACACCUACGAAAGCGACAUGCCCACAACGGUUCGCGACGCCUACCUCGAGACCGGCGACUACAACGUCAUCGUCGUAGACUGGAGCACCUAUUCCACCGGGAGCUACAUCUACGCUCGUAGAAACAUCGUCAGUGUUGGUAUAUACGUAGCAGAAAUGAUCGACUACCUCGAGGAAGCGGGAUCUUUGGAUACGAGUAUGCUGACCGUCGUUGGAUACAGUCUUGGCGCUCAUAUCGGUGGUGAAGCCUGCCGAUCGGCAUCUUCCAACGUCUCGAAUCUCAUGGCUCUAGACCCGGCCGGUCCUCUGUUCUACUUUACGAACACCGAAGCAAGGAUGACUUCGGAGGACGCCGAGUUCGUGGAGGUGAUCCACACGAGCGCCGGACGUCUUGGUUACAACGGAAAGCUGGGUGACGCCGAUUAUUGGCCAAACGGUGGAUUGAAGCAAAGAGGCUGCGGCGCUGACAUUUUUGCCACUUGUGCUCACAGUCGGGCUUAUUUGUACUUCGCCGAGUCGCUUCACGAGAAUGAAUUCGUUGCGAGAGAAUGCAGCAGUUACUUAAAGUACAGACUCGGCCUAUGCAGUUUGAAGAGCAAAAGCACCAUGGGCGGAAGUGUGCUCGCCACAUACUCGACCGGCAAGCACUUCCUCAGGACAAAUAAGAAGUCGCCGUUCUACAGAGGUUAAUUAUCCCUCAGGAAAAAUUUACUUCUCUGUUAUUUAUUUUUCAACUCUGACUAUCCAACUGUUAUUUUGUAAAAACGAAUCUGUAGGUACGCAGCUUUCGGGAUUAAUCGGGCGGAUUACAAAUUAAUCAGGCUUUAAAAUUGCCUGAUCGAGGGUUGAAAAAGUUUAAUUGUAUUUUUCCCGCACUCCGAAAAUUAACGAAAUAAUCUGUGUUUUUUUUUUAAUACACAAAAUGGGAAGAAUAAUAAAUUAUUCUUAAACAAUUUCAAACAGUCAAACUUGG